Molecule: messenger RNA, 450 nt
Organism: Puccinia triticina
Lineage: Eukaryota; Fungi; Basidiomycota; Pucciniomycetes; Pucciniales; Pucciniaceae
Exons: 1
Coding region: 1-450 (149 amino acids)
Source: RefSeq, a predicted model, not a curated record
AUGUCCCAGUGGCUGUGGCAGUGUCUUCUUGUCUUGUUGAGCAAGCGCAGCUCCGCCCUGACAAGUUUCCCCGAAUCUACCCAUUUCCGGCAGCUCUGUGGCUCUCGUGUACCUUCUUCCAGUUGGCUUGCGGCAGUGGGCGUUCGCGGUUGUAUUCCUUUUUAUCAGCAUUGCAGUGGAAAUUACACCCAAGCACACGAUAAUCGCCCGCGAUAUCCGAUUGAAAGUAUUUUCCCAGCACCCAGGUCGGACUGGCGAUACCAAACAUCUAGCUUUGGAGAUUCCACAAGCCAAGCCAUUGCCUAUCAACCGUUGCUUCGGCUUACAAAAGCAGGCAUUCGGAAACCCAUCGCCAAGCUCUUCCAGCCAUCCCCCGGCCAUUCGCCAUCCUCGCAUAAAAGCCAUCAACCCACUUCCCGCAAGCGCUUGCCCGCAGAAAUCAGCUGGUAA